Molecule: messenger RNA, 825 nt
Organism: Aureobasidium uvarum
Lineage: Eukaryota; Fungi; Ascomycota; Dothideomycetes; Dothideales; Saccotheciaceae
Source: the annotation of a GenBank genome assembly
AUGAACACAUCUACCGGCAUAUGCACGAGUUUGUACACCUGCCCCGACGACCACAAUCCGCAGGUCAGCGGAUCUUUGGAAGGCACCAGGAAUUGGAUGUGUGACAAGUUGAAGCACGAUGUCAACGAUCCGCUUGACCCUUGCUCCGAGUGCCGUCAAUUUGGUGGAGCGAACCACGAGUGCACCCUUGAGCCCAGCCUCUCCUACAAUGAGGUCGUUUAUAACCUCAUGAAGAACCGAAUUGAGGAAGGCUACACCCUUCUUCCUCCCAAGGAUCGCACCGAGGGCACAGAAGAGGAAAACGCUGGACCAAUGACCCAAGUCAAGGAAGGCUGGAAGGGCGAAACCCAAGAGGAACUCCUUGCAAAGCCUGACUUUCUGCCUGAGGGCGUCCGCGAUUGUCCCAGAGCCUACGUUACUGACCCUGGCAAGUCCGAACGAACGGCCAAGAGCCUUCAAUAUUGCCUGGAUCACCCCGAGGAGUCUGUGCAGCAGUUGGGAGUGGCCUCACGUCCUCACCCUCGCAGAUCACUGAGCAGCAACCAAAGCACUCCCGCACCUUCGAAGGAACAGACACUUUUGCCGGCGCUAUGGAUCUUCUUUCCGAUGAAGAAGAUAACAGUUACGCAGGCAAUUGCAUGGAUUUGUACUGAUCAUCUUGACCAUCCGCCUGCUCUUGAAGGUUUCCUUCUCUCUUCCAUCUACCACUGUCGACCAACUUCCGCAGUCCCCUUCUUGGAUCAUUAUCGAGUUAAAUCCGCAACCCCUGCUCAAAUCGCUGUCGAGUCACGUCCGCAGUUCCCUUCACACUUAGCUGUCGAAUAA